Molecule: messenger RNA, 2531 nt
Organism: Phacochoerus africanus (Common warthog)
Lineage: Eukaryota; Metazoa; Chordata; Mammalia; Artiodactyla; Suidae
Gene: FAM20A
Product: FAM20A golgi associated secretory pathway pseudokinase
Exons: 11
Coding region: 569-2194 (541 amino acids)
Cellular component (GO): Golgi apparatus
Molecular function (GO): protein serine/threonine kinase activator activity
Source: RefSeq, a predicted model, not a curated record
GGAGAGUGGGCGGAGGUGCGGGCGCCCGGCCGGGCGGGGGAGGCCCGGCGUCACCCCUGCCUCUAGGAGUCGGGCGCGCACGCCAGCUCGCCUGGAGGAGCCGGGGGCACGGGCGUCCCCGCCGCCCGCAGGAGGAGCCGCGGGAACAGUCGCCGCAGCCGCGGAGCCACAGCAUCCUCCAAAGAGACGCCCCAGGCUCCGCAGCUGCUCUGCUCCUCCAGGAGGCAAGCGCCGCCGCCCGCUCCCGGCGCUCCGGCCGCCUGUCCCCUCGCCCUGCCGCCCGCGGGGUGCAGCCGGCAUCCGCGCCCGCGAUCCUCCACCUGCCGCGGGCUCCGGGGCAAUCCGACGCUGGGGAGAGAAGGUGCGAGAAACAGCGACCGGGGAGACACCGUCCCCGGGUGGCCACUCCGCGCGGAAAAGGCACGCCCGCGCGCUCUGCGCGGGGUCCCCAAGUUCAAGGGCGACACCCCUCUCCGGGAGGCUCCCCCGCCCGGGGAAACCGCGGCCGGCCCGCGGGACCCCAGCGCUUCCCGGGUCCUCAGAGACGCCCGCGCGCCCCGGCGGGGCCAUGCCCGGACUGCGCCGGGACCGCCUGCUGACCCUGCUGCUGCUGGGCGCGCUGCUCUCCGCCGACCUCUACUUCCACCUCUGGCCCCAGGUGCGGCGCCAGCUGCGGCCCAGGGAGCGCCCGCCCGGCUGCCCGUGCGCCGGCCGCGCCGCCUCCCCGGCCCCGGCCCCCGCCGCGGCCCCCUCGGCCCCCAGCCCCGCGGCGCACAACUUUUCCCGGGCCCGGCCCCGGACUGAGCAGGACCGCGGCGGCCGCAGCGUCCCCCGCUCCAAGCUGCGGGCCCUCUUCGCCCACCCGCUGUACAACGUACCCGAGGAGCCGCCGCUCCUCGGCCCCGAGGACUCGCUCCUGGCCAGCCAGGAGGCGCUGCGGUAUUACCGGAGGAAGGUGGCCCGCUGGAACAGACGACACAAGAUAUAUAAAGAGCAGCUGAACCUCACUUCCCUGGACCCCCCAGUGCAGUUCCGACUGGAGGCCAGCUGGGUCCAGUUCCACCUGGGAAUCAACCGCCAUGGACUCUACUCCCGGUCCAGUCCUGUCGUCAGCAAACUUCUCCACGACAUGAGGCAUUUUCCCACCAUCAGUGCUGAUUACAGUCAGGACGAGAAAGCCUUGCUUGGAGCCUGUGACUGCACCCAGAUCGUGAAACCCAGUGGGGUCCACCUCAAACUGGUCCUGAGGUUCUCGGACUUCGGGAAGGCCAUGUUCAAACCCAUGAGACAGCAGCGGGAUGAAGAGACACCCGAGGACUUCUUCUAUUUCAUCGACUUUCAGAGACACAACGCUGAGAUUGCAGCUUUCCACCUGGACAGGAUUCUGGACUUCCGACGGGUGCCACCAACAGUGGGGAGACUAGUUAAUGUCACCAAGGAAAUCCUAGAGGUCACCAAGAAUGAAAUCCUGCAGAGUGUCUUCUUUGUCUCUCCAGCCAGCAAUGUCUGCUUCUUUGCCAAGUGCCCGUACAUGUGCAAGACGGAGUACGCGGUCUGCGGCAACCCGCACCUGCUGGAGGGCUCCCUCUCCGCCUUCCUGCCAUCUCUCAACCUGGCCCCCCGGCUGUCUGUGCCCAACCCCUGGAUCCGCUCCUACUCGCUGGCAGGAAAAGAGGAGUGGGAGGUCAAUCCACUUUACUGCGACACAGUGAAGCAGGUCUACCCGCACAACAGCAGCAACCGGCUUCUCAACAUCAUCGACAUGGCCAUCUUCGACUUCCUGACAGGCAACAUGGACCGGCACCACUACGAGAUGUUCACCAAAUUUGGGGAUGAUGGGUUCCUUAUUCACCUCGACAACGCCAGAGGGUUCGGACGACACUCCCAGGACGAAAUCUCCAUCCUCUCACCGCUCUCCCAGUGCUGCCGCAUAAAAAGGAAGACACUUCUGCACCUGCAGCUGCUGGCCCAGGCCGACUACAGACUCAGCGACGUGAUGCGGGAGUCGCUGCUGGAGGACCAGCUCACCCCCGUGCUCACAGAGCCCCACCUCCUGGCCCUGGAUCGCAGGCUCCAGACCAUCCUCAGGACAGUGGAGCGGUGCAUAGAGGCCCACGGAGAGCAGAGCGUCGUAGCCGGCGGCCCCGAGGAACAGCCAGCCCCGGACUCUGGCCGGGCCAACCUGACAAGCUAGGGGCUGGACGAGUCGGACUUCAGACACUACACCUGGAGCCCGCGGGGGACUCUUGAGGGUGGGCCACUGCUUCCUCAUGGCCCCCAUGCAGGCUGGGGGUCCUAGGGCAGGAGCUCAUGAAGCAGACAGGGCACUGGGAUGAUUCUAAAAGAGCAAAAGUGGGAUCCACUGGACUUUCCUCCUCGGUGCACUGCCUUGGCUUCCUGUUUCCCAGGAAGCUCUGCCUCAUCGAGGCCAUGGACCACCUGCAGAGCCCACUGGGAAAUCUGGAUACGGGUCCAGCCAGGCAGCCUAGUUCCCAGGAGAGAAAAUUAACAAAUAAAACUAAAGGACAUCA